Molecule: messenger RNA, 3726 nt
Organism: Adineta steineri
Lineage: Eukaryota; Metazoa; Rotifera; Eurotatoria; Adinetida; Adinetidae
Source: the annotation of a GenBank genome assembly
AUGAUAUUGUUUGGUUUUCACAAUGUUUGGCUGUUUCUAUCGAUUGUUAGACAAAUAUCGGGUAUUUCAUACAAUCAACCAAAACUUUGUGCAAAUGCAACGUGGAACCAGACGGCUAUAACUUUUGCCAAUAUCACCACGGUUGGCACACAACCUGUAGGCAUGUUUAUCAAUACAGAUAACAGCGUUUAUGUAGCUGAUCAAACGAAUGGGAGGAUUCAAGUGUGGCUUAACGGAAGUACUACACUUACAGGCACACUCUCGGGUAACUUAUCCGUACCUAAUAGUGUUUUCGUUACGGACAAUAGUGAUGUUUAUGUCGACAAUGGCUACACAAAUUAUCGGGUUGAUAAAUGGGGAUGGAAUUCAACAAGCAGUGUUCCAGCAAUGUAUACGUGUGGACAAUGUUACAGUCUUUUUGUCGAUAUCAAUAAUAUGCUUUACUGCUUAAUGGGUGCGUAUCAUCAAGUUGUCUCGAAGUCACUGAACACACGUUUAAAUGUAUGGAGUAUUGUCGCCGGUACAGGUACAGCUGGAUCAACAUCGGUUACACUUAACUAUCCAUACGGAAUCUUUGUCGAUAUUAACUUGAAUUUGUAUGUAGCUGAUACUUACAACAAUAGGAUUCAAAAAUUUGCCUCAGGACAAUUGAACGGAACAACAAUAGCAACAGGACCCAUUGUAUUGGCUGGUCCAACUUCUGUUAUACUUGAUGCUAAUGGGUAUAUCUUUAUUGCUGAUUGCUGGAAUAAUCGUCUUAUUGGCUCAGGGCCUAAUGGGUUUCGAUGUAUAGCAGCAUGUUCUGGAUCAUAUGGUUCAUCAUCUAGCCAAUUAUACAAUCCACGUGUCAUCAGUUUUGACACCUAUGGAAAUAUAUUUGUCACCGAUCAACAAAAUAACAGAGUGCAAAAAUUGUUUUUGUUACCAAACUCAUGUAAUGGAACGACAUCAGUAACAACUAUCGCCACAGUAACUUCAAUGAAUAAUACUCAAUCAGUUUCUUUAACAACAACAACUGCAUCAUAUUCAAAUCCUAUUUCAUACAAUAUGCCAAAACUCACUGCAUAUACUUCUUGGAGUUCCAAUGGAAUAACUUUUGCGAACACCACUGUGAUCGGAACAUAUCCUUACGGUGUAUUUAUUGAUAAUAACAAUACGGUAUAUGUAUGUGAGUAUUCUUUAAAUCGUGUUCAAGCAUGGCCUGAAGGUAGUAGCAAUCCCACAAGAACUAUUUCUGGUAGUUUAAACCUGCCAUAUACUGUUUUCGUUACAAGUAAUGGUGAUAUUUAUAUUGACAAUGGUAAUGUAAAUAAUAGAGUGGAUAAAUGGACAUUAAAUGCCACAAAUAGUACUGUGGCAAUGAACGUCAAAUAUAUCUGUGCCGGUCUUUUUAUCGAUAUUAAUAAUAAUAUUUAUUGUACACCACUUAAUUAUCAUCAAGUUAAUACGAAAUCAUUGAAUAGUAAUUCAAAUAUGUGGACUAUUGCUGCUGGUACAGGCUGUUCUGGAUCAACAUCAAAUACGCUUCAUGAUCCUCGUGGAAUUUUUGUUGAUACAGAUCUUAAUUUAUACGUUGCUGAUUUUACCAAUGAUAGGAUUCAAAAAUUCCUAUCUAAACAAGUAAAUGGGAUAACGAUUGCAGGAACUGGAGCAACAGGAACUAUUAGUCUUAAUGGUCCUAACGGAAUUGUUCUGGAUGCAGAUGGUUACGUAUUCAUUGCGGAUUUUUACAAUAAUCGUAUUGUUGGAUCAGGACCAAACGGAUUUCGUUGUUUAGUAGGAUGUUCAAGUAUUGCAGGUUCAGCAUCUAAUCAACUAAAUCUUCCAACAAGUUUAAGUUUCGAUAGUUACGGUAAUAUGUUUGUUGCUGAUAGUUCCAACCAUCGAAUACAAAAGUUCAUUUUAAUAAAUACUACUUCUGAUUUGAUUAUUAAUCAACCAAGCUUCUGUCCAUCUACAACAUGGUAUACAAAUGCUAUUACUGUCGCUAAUGUCACCACCGUUGGUGUUCAACCUUAUGGCCUUUUUAUUAGUAUGAGCAAUACUCUUUACGUAGCGAAUAUACAAAACAAUAGCGUUCAAAUGUGGCUAGAAGGAAGUGUAAAUCCUGACAAAACUAUUUCUGGUGGUUUGUAUCAACCUAGAAGUGUUUUCGUUGCACCUUUGGGCGACAUAUAUAUCGACAAUGGUGCCUCUAAUGGUCGAGUCGACCAAUGGUUCGUAAAUGCAAAUAGUAGUGUUCCUUUUAUGACAGUUUCCAACUUCUGUGGUAGUAUUUUUAUUGAUAUUGAAAAUACUCUCUAUUGUUCAGUAAGUAACAAUCAUCAGGUUGUCAAGAAAUGGUUAAAUGAUAACAUGACUGCGUCAACUAUUGUUGCUGGUACGGGUACUGCGGGAUCGGCUGCAAACAUGCUUAAUUUACCUUAUGGAGUCUUUGUUGACGUUGAUAUCAAUUUAUAUGUUGCAGAUUGCUCAAAUAAUAGAGUGCAGCUCUUUCCUUUAGGGCAGUCAAAUGGAAUAACUAUAGUUGGAAGCGGAGCACUAUCAACUAUUUCACUCUAUUGUCCAAAUGGAAUUACAUUUGAUGCCAAUGGUUAUCUCUUCAUUGUGGAUCAAAACAAUCAGCGAGUUGUUGGAUCAGGACCAUAUGGUUUUCGAUGUAUAUUCGGAUGUACAAGUGUUACUGGUUCAGCAUCUAAUCAAUUCUAUUAUCCACGAAGUCUUAGCUUUGAUAGCUAUGGAAAUCUUUUUAUCGUUGAUCAAUAUAAUUCAAGAAUUCAAAAAUUCAUUAUAGCGUCAAAUUCUUGUAGUCUUUCUUAUAAUCAACCAACAUUUUGUUAUAAUGCUUUAUGGUAUUCUAAUGCGUCAACUUUUGCAUCGAAUAGUACAAUUGGUACGUUACCUUAUGGUAUUUUUAUUAAUGGAAUUAAUACUGUGUAUGUACCUAAUCAAGUUAAUAAUACUAUUUUAUCAUGGCCACAAGGAAGUGAUACAUCAACAAGUAAUAGUUAUAGUAAUUUGAGUAAUCCAUAUAGUCUUUUUAUGUCUAUGGCUGGUGAUAUUUAUCUUGAUAAUGGUUAUUUAUAUGGUCGGGUAGAUAAAUAUAUAUUUAAUACAUCAAAUCGUGUUACUGUUAUGAAUGUUAAUGGAAGUUGUUAUGGUUUAUUUAUUGAUAUUAAUAACAAUCUUUAUUGUUCCCUCAAAAAUCGUCAUCAAGUUGUUAAACUCUUACUUAAUAAUGGUACAACCAUUCCGACAAUCGCAGCUGGAAAUGGUUCUGCAGGAUCACUAUCAAAUAUGCUUAGUUUUCCUCAAGGAAUCUAUGUUGAUAGUAAUUUAAAUUUAUAUAUUGCAGACAGUGCUAACAAUCGUAUUCAAUUCGUUCGAACUGGUCAAUUAAAUGGAGUGACGAUCGUUGGUAAUGGUUCAUCGACAAAUAUUAUACUCAACUAUCCAACUGGAAUUGUCCUUGAUGCGAAUGGUUAUUUAUUUAUUGUCGAUAGUUAUAAUCAUCGUAUUGUUGGUUCAAGUUAUUAUGGUUUCCGAUGUAUAGUGGGAUGUUCGGGAGGUGGUUCAUCUGCGUCUCAAUUAUCUUUUCCACAAAGUAUGGCUUUUGAUAGUUAUGGAAACAUUUAUGUUACUGAUCGAAAUAAUAGUCGAGUGCAACAAUUCACUCUUCAAACUAACAAUUGCAGUAAGUUAUUUUUAUAUAAUGAGACAUUAUGA